AUGGAGAAUCCGUCACAGAAACCGGUUGACCGUCAGCGGUGUAUCAACGCUCUACCGGUGUUUAUGGGCCGGAUUCUCAAGGGCAUCUUUGAUUGGACAGGGCUCCAUGGGACAGUGACCUUCACCGGCCCAAUUCCCAAGUACAACGGCGAACUUCAGACAGUCAGUGUCGCAUUCGGCCGAACAAUCGACACCGGUUUGCAUAUCAACAACUGGGCCGGAGCACGAUGGGAUACCCAGUGGCUGAGCCUGGUGCACAAGUACAUGAAUGAUGCAUUCAGUGCGUAUCGGACUCAAAGAUGUGGUGCCAAUCAAACGCUAGACGACGCACUGUUUGCCUUCGACCCAGACGUGGAGAUCGCCAUGAAGGAGGGCCUGUCAGAUCAUGACAACGACAAUUCAGACUCGGACUCCGACACUGACUCCAACGCGGACUCGGGUGAUGAAGCACCCGUGAAGAACAAGCGGAAGCGGGCUGAUUCCAUCCUAGUGGCGGAACCUGCUUCCACCAGCCGGAAGCCGUCUACGAAGAAGCGAAAGUCGACCGCUGCACCUGCUGCACCCGCAGACAUACCAGCAUCCAGUUCAGUGUCAAGUGCCCCGGUACCAUCGCCUGGCAUGGCGGGAUCGAGGGCGUCUGCCCCCGUGCCUCUAUCCCGACUUACGCCUCCCGCACCUGACUCUCCACCUCCUGCCCCUGACUCUCCGCCUCCCACACCUGAUUCUCCGCCUCCCGCACCUGACUCUCCACCUCCUGCCCCCGACUCUCCGCCUCCCACACCUGAUUCUCCGCCUCCCGCACCUGAUUCUCCGCCUCCCGCACCUGACUCUCUACCUCCUGCACCUGAUUCUCAUCCGCCUCCUGCACCUGACUCUCCGCCUCCCGCACCGGACUCGGCAUCGCAACUCGUUUCACCCCCACGCGACUCAGCAUCCUGA
Molecule: messenger RNA, 939 nt
Organism: Mycena citricolor
Lineage: Eukaryota; Fungi; Basidiomycota; Agaricomycetes; Agaricales; Mycenaceae
Source: the annotation of a GenBank genome assembly